Penicillium longicatenatum is the source of this 1062-nucleotide messenger RNA. RefSeq names its product Elongator subunit IKI1. Bases 1 to 1062 code for a protein of 353 amino acids. Gene Ontology annotation, molecular function: tRNA binding. The transcript is spliced from 3 exons. NCBI's taxonomy places the organism in Eukaryota, Fungi, Ascomycota, Eurotiomycetes, Eurotiales, Aspergillaceae. The record is from RefSeq and is a predicted model, not a curated record. Gene Ontology annotation, biological process: tRNA wobble uridine modification. Gene Ontology annotation, cellular component: cytosol; nucleus; elongator holoenzyme complex.
AUGGCUCCAGUCAAUUUGUCUCACCGGAGAACCCAUAAUCUGCUCCUCAUAUCUAAACUUCUGAGUCUCAGAGACACCGCCUCACCGCUGACGCUUCUCUUGGACUCAUUGGAACAGCCCGCCACACCCCUCAUCCAGGAGUAUAUCAGACGCGCCAAGGCAAUUCACGUCACCCUCAUCUCUUUUGAGACGUUAAAGCGACCGAGCGAUUGCGAUGCAAUUGUUUACACUCGUCGCAAAAGUCCAGCCGACAUUAUCAAAGAAGUGGCUGCGGCAUAUCAGCCCGUCGCAUCUGCUGGCCCCUCAAAGAGAACCAAGUUGACCGAUGGUAUAGGACGUCUCAUUAUCAUUGAUGCUAUCAACCCUCUCUUAAGCUCAAGGACCGUGGAUCCUAACUUCCAUCUGCCAUCGUUUCUGGGUGCUUUCAUUACCCCGACAAACCCGGCGACUCUCAAGUCCGACGCAUCCUUGGUGGUGACAUACCACCAGGAUACUCCUGGAUUCCCGGCACAAAAUUCCUACUUGCCAUCUCCAUUCUCUGUUCUCACUUAUCUCGCCACAAGCAUCAUCACACUUCAUUCAUUUUCUCACAUCUUAGCCCAGAAGGCUGCGCGCGAUCGCAGUCUGGCUGCUCCGGUCUUUGGGCUCGAAGAAGAACAAGAUGGCGUUCUGCUAGGUAGAUUGGACAAGCUUCUUGGAACCGGUGCUGCUGAAGGAAUUGUUCUCGAGCUAGAGCACCGCCGCAAGAGUGGAAGAGGUGUCUUGGAAUGGUAUCUUCUCCCUCCUGCUUCACGGUACUCUGCAAAUCAUGUGAAGGAGAUUGUGACUCUUCUUGAUGACAAUAUCCUGUAUAAUCCCCCCAUGGAACCUGACUAUGGUGACGAUGAGGAGCCUCAAUCGACCUUCGAGCUGGGUCUGACCGAUCGACAGAGGCGUGACAGAGAGGGUGUUGUCUUGCCCUACUUUGAUGCGCAGCAUGGCGAUGGACCUGGUGAAGGAGGCCGAAUUCUCUACGAUAUGGGCGAAGAGGAUGACUUUGACGAGGAAGAAGAUGAAAUAUAG